Messenger RNA from Kwoniella shivajii, 1644 nucleotides. RefSeq lists its product as uncharacterized. Gene Ontology annotation, cellular component: cytoplasm; ubiquitin ligase complex. The transcript is spliced from 6 exons. The coding region runs from base 1 to 1644 and encodes 547 amino acids. The record is from RefSeq and is a predicted model, not a curated record. Gene Ontology annotation, molecular function: ubiquitin protein ligase activity; zinc ion binding; ubiquitin conjugating enzyme binding. NCBI's taxonomy places the organism in Eukaryota, Fungi, Basidiomycota, Tremellomycetes, Tremellales, Cryptococcaceae. Gene Ontology annotation, biological process: protein polyubiquitination; ubiquitin-dependent protein catabolic process; positive regulation of proteasomal ubiquitin-dependent protein catabolic process.
AUGACACAAAUGGAGAAUGACGAUGUUGCCACCCAAUGUUCCACUCUUCAAGAGGAUGAGAUCACAGUCUUAGAGUCUAUCUAUCCGUCUCUGAUAGCUAGACAUCCUAAUCCGGAUGAUAAGCCAGGUCAUUUAUUAACUCUUACUAUACCGAUAUCAUUUGCCACCCUUCAUCACAUCCAAUUAGAUACACCUUCAGGUCCAUCAGCAUCUCUUGAAGUGUCCCACCUACCAUCUUUAUCACUCAGAGUACUACUACCAGCUACAUAUCCUAUUACGGAAGCUGCAAAAUCUGUAUCGCUUCGAGCUCCAAUCCCUACGGGAGAAAAAUUAGGUAAUUGGUUGCCUAAAUCAGUCUUGAAAAAGGUUUCAGACAAGCUCACAGAAUUGUGGAAUGAUGAAAAAGAGAUUUGUGGUGAGGGCAUGGGUAUUUUGUGGAAAUGGUGGGAAUGGGUUGGUACAGGUGAAUUCUUGAUUGACCUGGAAUUGGUAAAAGGAAACAUGUUAGAACUUUCAGUGCCUCCUAUGCUUACUCCGUCGACGUUCCACACGAUGUUAAAAACAUAUAAUGCUUCACAAUUAAAUCUGGACUUUGAAAAGACCGCUUUUUCAUGUUCAAUCUGUCUGGAAAAUAGAAAAGGUAAAAGUUGCAUUCAAAUGCCAGGAUGCGGUUGUGUUUUCUGCACGCCGUGUUUGAGUUCUUGCUGGUCACUGGCGAUCACCGAAGGUACACUAGAAAAUGUCUCCUGUCCUAGUGUAUCAUGUACGAAGAAACGUGCUUUACGCGAAAGAGGGGAAGUAGUCGACGAUGAAGUAGAUACGGAUCUGGUAGAAAGUGUAGUCGGCAAGGAGCUCAAGGAAAGAUGGCAAGAUAUAAAAGAAAAGCGUAAAGCUGAAAUAGAUCCAUCGUAUACGAUUUGUCCAAGACCAACUUGUCAAGCUGCUGUUCCACCUCCUGCUACUCUCACCCCAUCGAUUGACUCGUCAUUUUCCUCAAGAGUGAUACGAUUAUCCGAUAUUUCUUCUACAACUCCGACUACUAAUAGUGAUGCCCCAAGUCCUGCACACCCGCCUUUUUUUGCAAUAUCAUCAAUUCCAGGCGAAGAUCGUUGGUCAAGAUAUAGAGUUUGUCCAAAGUGUUCUUUUUCAUUUUGCCUCUAUUGUAAUGCGACAUGGCAUGGACCACAUACACCAUGUGCAUUCCCUCAAACAUCCUUGAUAGUAGCUGAAUAUCUGAGUUACCCGGAAGGUAGUCAAGGUAGAAAGCAAAUGGAAAUCAAAAGAGGUAAAGCAAAUUUAGAGAGAAUGGUUAGUAAACAUCUGGAAGAUGAAGCGAAUAAACAAUGGUUACAAGGUAAAACAAGAGCGUGUGCAGGAUGCGGCGUAAGAGUCGAAAAAAGUCAUGGGUGUAACCAUAUGACCUGUGGUAGAUGCAAUUCCCAUUUCUGUUAUAGAUGUGGUGAUUCCAUCAAACCAACAGAUCCUUAUAAACAUUUCAACACUCCUGGCAAAUCUUGUUACAUGAAAUUGUUCGAUCAAGAUGAAGUUGAUAGAUUUGAGAGAGAACUGGUCAAUGAAGGUGGGAUGGCAGGAGGUGGGAUAGAGGAUGAUUGGAGGGAAUUCAGAGGUUUCUGGGAAUGGUAA